CACGUACGUACACAGGCAUUGCCCUUGGUUCGAGAGUUGAGUUAAACUGAGAGAAAGAAAAUGCUAUCCGCAACUUCUACUGUCUUUCGAAGCUCCAGACUUUUUCCAGUAGUAUCAUCGAGAUUACUGGAAUGCUGCAACCACAGAGAAACAUCAGCCAAGAGUAUGGCAUCCAUGGCACCUGUAGGCUUCAUAGGUUUAGGCAACAUGGGGGCUCACAUGGCUAAGAAUCUUAUCAACAAGGGCUAUCCGGUCGUUGUCAAUGAUGUUUAUCCUGAAGCUGUAGCUGAUCUAGCUGACCUUGGUGCCCAGGUUGGGGAUACUCCAGCUGAUGUAGCUCAGAAAGCUGAUCGUAUCAUCACCAUGCUGCCUUCUAGUCCAAAUGUCUUGGAAGUUUAUACUGGAGAAAAUGGAAUUUUAUCGUCAGUAAAGCCAGGUACAUUAUUGAUUGAUAGCAGUACGAUUGACCCUCAGGUAUCUAAAGAUGUAGCAGCAAUAGCAGAGAAGAAAGGAGCUACAUUCAUGGAUGCACCUGUAUCAGGUGGUGUGAAUGCUGCUAGAGAUGGUAUCUUGACAUUCAUGGUUGGAGGUAAGACUGAAGAGUUUGUUGCUGCUGAGGAGCUAUUACUCAAUAUGGGUAAAAAGGUCUGGCAUACAGGAGCAGUAGGUACAGGAGAGGCAGCAAAGAUAUGCAAUAACAUGUUACUGGCCAUCUCCAUGAUUGGUGUCUCAGAAGUCAUGAAUCUUGGUACAAGGUUAGGUUUAGAUAAGAAGAUAUUAGCCGAUAUCUUAAGUACAAGCACUGGUCGAUGCUGGUCUGUAGAUACCUACAAUCCUGUUCCAGGGGUAAUAGAAGGAGUGCCAUCAAGUAAUAAUUAUCAAGGAGGAUUUGGUACUGCUCUCAUGGCAAAGGAUCUUGGUUUAUCCAAUGCAGCAGCUAUCAACACCAAGUCACCUAUUCCAUUAGGUUCACUUAGUAAUCAAAUAUAUCGUCUUAUGUGCAACCAAGGAUAUUCACUCAAAGAUUUCUCAUCAGUUUAUCAGUUUCUCAAGGAGCAGCAGGAUUCAUCAUAGUCAUCAAGCUUUCAUAAAGCUGUUAUACAUGACUGCUGAUGCUCACCCGUUAUGGGAGUGCAUUUCCCAUAACCUGUAUGAAAAUGUUUGAAUUGUUCAUUCAGAUGCUUGUAUAAGAUGUGAAUUUAAAUGUGAAGAUUGGAUUUCAUCUGUAUCUCAAGGGAAUAAAAAUGACAGUGAAUCUUAUUCAGCAUCAAUAUCAGGUGACCAGUCUUAUAUAACAGCUUUAUGAAACACCUCCCAUAGCUUACUGGUUGAUACUCAUAAAAGCAGAUAGUUUAUUGAAGUGAAUGCUCUUACUAUUAGACAAUGUUUUCAGCCAUCUUUGUCACAAUCAUUAUUCUUCUUGCAAAUGCACUACAGUAGUAAAUGCGUCAUUCCUACUGAAUCACGGUGACUUCUCAAAAGCAUUGAAAUACUGUCUUGAAAUUGAUUUCCUUUCCGACAAUUUCAUUGAAAAAUUUAUUGAACAAAAGGAACAGUUCAACAUUUGGGACUUGUAGUCAAUUGGAUGACUUUUAAAAUGUAUUUUCAGAUGAAAUAUGAAAUAUUCUGAGACUAUUGCUUUAAUGAAUAUCAAUCUUUUUAUCCGCAUUUUUAUUUGAAAUUAAAGUUUCAUUUUAAAUCUGACUGAGUUUACUUUUUAAAAGACAGGAAUGGGACUGAAUGGAAAGGCAAAGGACCUAUUAUCUCUAUGUCUAUUGAAUAUAAAAUGUAUAUAUUUUGGGGAUGUGGUAUCUUUUAUCCUAUUCUGAAAUAAGAUUAAGCCUUUGACAGAUUGCGUCCUGAAAGCACUGUUACUAAGGUAACUUGUAUCCUUUCAUGAUAAACACUCCUGUUGACAAUGCUUACUUUAUGCUAUCUCAAUUUUUAUUGAUUGAUAUUAAUGGCUGAAUAAUUAAAAAGAGGUGGGAUGGCAUUAUAAUCUAGUCUAGAAAUCAUGAAAUAUUGUAUAUAUUUUACAGAGUGGGAAAAUAUGGAGAUGAAGGACUUGUUAUUAGGACUUCACAUUGUGUGCUUAUUCAUCCUUUUUCCUGUAAUUCUUUAUUGAUUUCAAGUUUGAUUUGUUCACUGUAUUCUCAUGGUCUUUUAUGUAUUCUACAAUCAUAUAUCUUACUUUAUUUAUUUACAUAUAAUGUACUGCAAAGUACUCCCCCCCCCCACUCCAACACACAGACGCUCAUCUUGUCUUUGUAAAAAGAAAUGUAGUUUAUACUUGAGGUGUGGGUUUUGGUUGCAAAUUCAUUCACACUACGACUCAUUGAUGUACAUGCAUUGUUAAACAAAUAGACCCAAAUUAACAUUGAAAGGUUGUUUGCAACCAUGCUUUGAACCCCUGGGUAGUUUUUUUUUAUUUGAACUUGAAGUAAACUUGUGUUCAGCAUUUCAUCCUCUUACAUUUCACAAAUGGCACUGGUGUUGUUUGCAUAUUAUUGUCUUGAUCAUAUAUUUUAGGUUUUUAUACUCCUACCAAACAAAGGUUGGAGGGGUAGGGGGUAGAUAUGAAUCAGUGUGAGGCUAUGCAGUCGGGCAGGCAGACGGAUCUUGGGAACAUGGAAAUCUGUUUGACCUAGCCAAACUUUCACUUACAAGAUGUAAAUGAAUUCUGUUUUGAAAAAAAAAUGCUUUGAUUUUAAAAACAAUUCUUGGACUUACGAAAGGUUGACUUGAGCAGAAUCUACUGUACUUCUUCAGACUGUGUUGGUCUUGGAGGAAAGACAUGGAAGACCUUUGUUUUAUGUGUGAAAUACUGUGUUGUCAUUUUAAAUGUUAUGGAAAUAGAUUGAGAAAAAAUAUUUUCACUAAAUUAAAAAACACUUUCUUGGUUUAUGCCCAAUGCUAACAGGAAAUGUUUUGGGUACUGAAUUGUCAUGGCAUCUUCCUCAUCAUAAGAUCAUCUUCAUCAUAAGAUCAUCUUCAUAGGAGACUGGUUGAUAUCACCUUCAUGAAUAUUUUAUAUAGUUGUAAGGCCUGUUCAACCAUGUGCAAAAGACAGUACACCCAACAACAUGACUGUGUUUGAAUUGGAUAUGAGCUAGGCUACGAACAUUUAACCAACCCAGGAUAAAUUGUUAGCCCUAGUGCUGCAGAAUGUUGUUUUCAAAACUAAAUGAAAAAUAUGAUUUUAUUUGAGAGUUGAAUCUGAGAGCGCAGACACAUUAUUAGAACGUGCCAUAUUGUGGUUGAUGUACAGACUCGUGAUUGAAAUCUUUGUGAAUUUGGGUCAUGAGUAAAGGUUUUAAGAAAUGUAUCCUGAUAAAUGGAGGUUGAAGAAUGAUAAUAAUCAUGUAUUUUAAAUUAGGAAUAAAUGAAGAAAUAUAUCUAAA
Molecule: messenger RNA, 3401 nt
Organism: Lytechinus variegatus (green sea urchin)
Lineage: Eukaryota; Metazoa; Echinodermata; Echinoidea; Temnopleuroida; Toxopneustidae
Gene: hibadh
Product: 3-hydroxyisobutyrate dehydrogenase, mitochondrial-like
Exons: 8
Coding region: 61-1074 (337 amino acids)
Biological process (GO): L-valine catabolic process
Cellular component (GO): mitochondrion
Molecular function (GO): NAD binding; 3-hydroxyisobutyrate dehydrogenase activity; NADP binding
Source: RefSeq, a predicted model, not a curated record